Molecule: messenger RNA, 1212 nt
Organism: Aspergillus clavatus NRRL 1
Lineage: Eukaryota; Fungi; Ascomycota; Eurotiomycetes; Eurotiales; Aspergillaceae
Product: mannose-6-phosphate isomerase, class I
Exons: 4
Coding region: 1-1212 (403 amino acids)
Biological process (GO): GDP-mannose biosynthetic process; carbohydrate metabolic process
Cellular component (GO): cytosol
Molecular function (GO): zinc ion binding; mannose-6-phosphate isomerase activity
Source: RefSeq, a predicted model, not a curated record
AUGGCAGAAUCCGUGGUCCAACUCAAAUGUGAAUGCAAGCACGAUCCUUGGGGCAAGAAGGGCAAGGAUGCCCUCGUCGCCCAGUUAUGGUCCAAGUCGCCCGGCUCCGAGGAGAUCAAGGCGACAGAGAAGUAUUCCGAGAUGUGGAUGGGCACAUACCCAACAAAUCCAUCCAAAAUCCUUGCCACGGGCGAGUUGCUCUCCGACUAUCUUCAGAAAAAUCCGCAGCUCGUGGGAAAAUCGGUGCUGGAUCGAUGGGGUCCAGAGAUUCCAUUCCUCCCCAAGAUCCUAUCUUUCUCCAAAGCUCUCCCCUUACAGAUUCAUCCCGACAAGACCCUGGCCGAGAAGCUCCAUGCAACCGAUCCCGAGCACUUCGGUGAUCCCAAUCACAAGCCUGAGAUAGCCAUCGCAUUGUCAAACUUUGAGCUGUUUGCCGGCUUCAAGCCGCUCAGCCAAAUCGAGGCUAUCAUGAAACUGAAGCCACUCGAGCACUUUGUGCCGUCCCACAAAACCUUUGAUGACGAGCUGUUGCGGCAGAUCUGCAAGGAGUUGCUGAGCACCUCCCCAGUCGUUGUCUCCGAAACGCUCAAUGAACUGCAGAACAUUCCUGAAUCCCAAUUCGGUCAGCAUAGCUACAUCCCAGGCAUGCUGGAGAGACUCCGCAAGCAAUAUUCGGAAUAUGACAACGGGAACCUGGUCGCGGCCCUACUCAUGAAUUAUCUCAGUAUUGGACCUGGGGAGGCAGUCUGCGUUCCUGCAGACAGUAUGCACGCCUAUCUACACGGCGACAUCAUGGAGUGCAUGGCACGGUCCGACAAUGUCCUUAACACCGGCUUCUGCCCCCGGCCCGGGAGAGACGAUGUCAAUCUGUUCUCUCAAGCGCUGACAUUCCAGCCCCACUCGAAGAAAGAAGUAUAUUUGCCUAGGAAAAAAAGUGACAAGGGUAUGAAUGGAAAAACCGAUGAGUAUGCUCCGCCAUUCAGUGAGUUCAAUGUACUAGCCACAUGUCUCGGACCCGGUGAGAAGGAGACGCACAAGGCAAUCCUAGGCCCAAGUAUCAUGAUCGUCACCAAGGGGUCUGGGCAAAUGAACGUGCCAGACGACAAGACGAUCGAUAUGAAGGAAGGAUAUGUGUAUUUUAUCGGACAGGGAGUUGCGGUCGAUUUUUCGACAGAGAAAGGCAUGGCGAUUUACCGACCUUACGCGGAGUAG